CGUUCUUGCAGCAUGUGAAGCAACUCCCUUUCCUCCCGCCCAUCCCUACAACCCCACAACCACCUCCCCUUCCCCUUGCUCGGCUUCGACAGUCAUGGCUACCAAUAGCAUCAAGCUGUUGACGGGAAACAGCCACCCUCAGCUCGCUAAGCUGGUCGCUGAAAGGCUAGGCAUAGAGCUGACCAAGAUCCUGGUUCUUCAGUACUCCAACCAGGAGACGUCUGUGACGAUCGGAGAGUCCGUUCGAGAUGAGGAUGUCUUUAUAUUACAGUCCACUCCUCCAGGCGAUAUCAACGAUGCCCUCAUGGAGUUGCUCAUCAUGAUCAACGCUUGCAAAACCGCCUCCGCCCGCCGCAUCACCGCCGUCCUACCCAAUUUCCCCUACGCGCGGCAGGAUAAGAAGGACAAGUCACGAGCGCCCAUCACCGCAAAACUCAUGGCCAACAUGCUUCAGACCGCGGGGUGCAACCAUGUCAUCACCAUGGAUCUGCACGCAAGCCAGAUCCAGGGCUUCUUCAACGUUCCCGUGGACAACCUCUACGCCGAACCGAGUACCCUGAGGUGGAUUCGCGAAAACUUGGAUGUCAAGGAAUGUGUCAUUGUCAGCCCAGACGCGGGCGGCGCUAAGAGAGCGACUUCCAUUGCAGAUGGUCUCGAUUUAGGUUUCGCCCUUAUCCACAAAGAACGCGCGCGCCCCAACGAGGUUUCCCGAAUGGUGCUGGUGGGAGACGUCAAGGACCGCACGGCCAUUAUCGUCGACGACAUGGCUGACACGUGCGGAACGCUUUGCAAAGCGGCUGAUGUCGUGAUUCAGCACGGCGCCAAAGAAGCUAUUGCCAUUGUCACGCACGGUAUUCUCAGCGCCAACGCCAUUGAUCAGAUCAACGCCAGCAAGCUUAUGAAGAUCGUCGUUACCAACACGGUCCCCCACGAAGAGAAGAAGGAGCGCUGUGACCGCAUCGAGACUAUUGAUGUCAGCCCAACUCUUGCCGAAGCCUGUAGACGUACCCACAACGGCGAGAGUGUAUCCUUCCUCUUCAAGCAUGCCCCGGUCGAUUGA
Messenger RNA from Periconia digitata, 1060 nucleotides. Lineage: Eukaryota; Fungi; Ascomycota; Dothideomycetes; Pleosporales; Periconiaceae. The record is from the annotation of a GenBank genome assembly.